This is a messenger RNA of Cydia pomonella (codling moth), 4262 nucleotides long. RefSeq names its product zinc finger protein Xfin-like. The transcript has 5 exons. Bases 604 to 2826 code for a protein of 740 amino acids. The record is from RefSeq and is a predicted model, not a curated record. Lineage: Eukaryota; Metazoa; Arthropoda; Insecta; Lepidoptera; Tortricidae. Gene Ontology annotation, molecular function: chromatin insulator sequence binding. Gene Ontology annotation, biological process: regulation of transcription by RNA polymerase II. Gene Ontology annotation, cellular component: chromosome.
AUUUUUACAUUUCGAUGGUAGUGGUUAAUUUAGUUUGAUGUUUACAAUUUCUAAACGAAAGUCAAAUGUCAGAAGUUCAUGCCAGUGCCGGUCAUUUAUGUAUAUUACGACCAUAACAAUACUUGUUGCAUUGUAAUAAGGAUGCAAUUCGCAAAUCGAACUACAGAAAUAACGUAGAUAUCUUUUGUUCGGGACCGAUGUAAACGAUGAAUUGAAAUUUGAAAUUCAUAAUUACCAAAACAAAUAUAGUUCUAAAUUCUAAAAAACUUAUAUUCAGGAUUAAGGACGGUUAUUUCAAUAUUUUAUGGCAGACUGGUAAAGUUGGAACGUAGGGACACAAGUGGCAUACCGUAUUUUAACAAAAUGACGAAAUACGAGGGUAACUCAGGUUUUGCUACCUUCCAUUCGAAAUUCAAAUCCUCAUCUCUUCUUCAUCUACCCUUUCGAGCGAAGCACCGUCCAGGCACGUGGUAAGUGAAAUUUACCUGCAUUUUACUAUAUAAAUUGCAAAAAUAUUCUUUAAAACACCUUCAAUUAGGAAAAUUAAGUAAAUCGCGGUAGUUCACGAUAUGUUUUUAUUCUGAUUACCUAGGUUUCUGAAAGAUGGACCAAGGUACCGCCACUAUGAAUUCAGAAGGUUACCCUAUUCUGUUGCUGCCAAAAAAGUGUACUACAUUGGAAACCAAUUGUGAAGUCUCCGAUAAUGUAUUUAUUGAGCUGAAUAUUUCCUCUCCUGAUACUGAAGGGAACGAAAUGUGUAUUUAUACAGGUUUCUGUAAUGUGAAGUUAGUAGACAGUUAUGAUAUGAAUUUAUGCCACAAAACAAAGGAAAAUGGUCCGGCUGAGUAUAACGAUAAUGACCUAAUUUCUGUUUUGGUGGAUGAGUCCGGAAACCAGAUAGCUGAUCCGUACAACCAGAGUCAAGUAUGGAUAGAUCCAGCUAGGAGUCCAUUUGUGUAUAAUCAUUAUGAUACAGACCAACAAGAACAUUACUCUAUAUACCAUAAUACUAGAACUAACCACAUAACUGUUGAACAGCACAACACAUACAUCACCCAAAAUGUGUAUAAUUAUAACAAAGAGCCUGCAACAUACCCAACAGACGAAUUUGAACAUAAAAAAUUCAGGAAAGUUCAAGUUAGUGAAUCAAGCACUCAGCAGAACACAACGGACCCUAACUUAAAUUUAUAUGAAGAAGAUGAGUUUGAGUGUGGUGUAUUUCUGUCCCAAUUACCCGAAGAAAUUCUACAGGAGAAGGAGAACAGAGUUAGAGAGGAACGGAAAUACAUUGGUAUACCGAGUGAAAAUGGAGCAUUAAAGCAAUUGAUGUCAUCGGACAUUCAGUCAUCUACUAAGCAGCGUAAGACCAUAUUGUUUCUGGGUCAUGAUUCUCAUUAUGGGCAGACCAUACAGAAGAUAGCUAUGAAUGAUCCUUUUUUGGUGUGUUCGGUGAAGGAGGAGGUUAAUUCACAAGUUGUGUAUGAAGAGCCUGACUACAGCAACCCAAGUCAGAAGAAAUACCAGUGCGACAAAUGCAAGCAGAUCUUCGACCAGAUCAUGGAUUUCAGGCAGCACAUGGUUGGAGACCACAUCAGCCCCAGGAACUACGACGCCAAAACAGUCGGCGAAAUCAAAUUCCUCUGCACCGAAUGCGGCAAAAACAUCAAAUCUCAAAAGAAAUUCGAGCAACACUGCAUGUCGCACGGCGACCCAGAACUAGAAUGCAGCAAGUGCCACAAAGUGUUCGCCUCAAAAUUUACCUUACGUGCACACAAUAAGAUCCAUUCUCGACAGCACGGCUGCGUCUAUUGCUCAAAGACUUACUCGAAACCGGACGGACUGAGAACCCAUGUAGCCAAAGCGCAUUGUAUUUUCAUGUGUGAGAAGUGCGACUUUAAAAGUAAUAAAAGAAAUGAUUUGGAUGAACAUGAAAAAGAACAUCAUCUAUCUGAAUUUGACACUUUAAGUGCUUUGGAUGAUUCUUGUGAAUCAGAUAUUAUUCGACUGAAGUCGGAUGUGACGGAGAAGUCGGAAGUUCAUCAAGCGAAGAGUGUGAAGGCUGAGGAUAUUCGGAGGGCGGAUUCUGUUAUAGCUAAGGUUAUGUCGAAUGAGAUUUUUGGAUCGAAGGGGAAGACGAGGCAGUACAGGAAGUGUAAUAAGGUGUGCGACGUCUGCCUAAAGAUCUUCGACCGCGUCGGCGACUUGAAACGUCACCUGAUCGAGCACAUCAUAAAGAGCACCCUGGACAAGAUCCCCGUCGGCAGGAACGGGACCCUCAACAUUCAGUGCGAGGUCUGCCAGACGGAAACAUUUACUAAAGUUGAAAGGUACAAAGCCCACCUUCGCGAUCACGCCAAACUAACCAUAUACAAAUGCACAUUCUGCGACAAAUCCUUCAGUGACUCCAGCAACUUUUCCAAGCACAAGAAAAUCCACGGCAGUGCCUACCUCCAAUGCGAUCUCUGCGGCCGCAAAUUCAACUCUAAACGUAUGCUAAUACAGCACAUGGAAUACCAUAACAAUAACGAACCGAUCUCCUGUCAAUUCUGCCAAAGAAUGUUUCACUUCGAAUCGAUGUUAAACAAACAUAUCAAAUGCGCGCACGCGAAUACUUUAAACAAAUUUAAAUGCCGAUUCUGUUGCAACUAUUUUAAAACUUUAAAAGAAAAGUGGGACCAUGAAUGGACGAUACAUAAUGUGAGGAAGAUGAUUGUUGAUUGUCUGAUCUGUGACUCUAAGUUUAGGAAGUAUACGGAGUUGAAAAAGCAUUGCUCUAUUGUGCAUAAUGUCGAAAUACCGCCCGCUAAGAAGUUGUGGCCGAAAUAGGCUGGUCCUAUGGAGAAAUUGAUUUUCUAAAGUUACAAUUAGGAUAUUAAAACCUGACCAGUACAUCACGCGCCAUAUUGCGGAAUUUCAUUGAAAGUAAAUUCUUCAUACUAAAGGGAACUGUCACGUGAGAAUAACAGCGGCCUCUUGACAAUAAUCAUAUAUUUCUGGUCGGACUUUCCAGUCAGAGAAAUACAUAUAUUAGAAUAAGCUCAAAAUAAAAAUAUAUUUAUUUGUAUAAGAGUAUAAGACUACUAUUCCUGUUAAACAGCGUAUGUAUUUAAGAUAGGAAAUAUGUAUUACAUAUGUUUUGCCAUAACAGAGCAGAUCUCAUGUAUAACUAUUGUUUGAUUAUCUAAUUAAGUUAUCUCAUGAUAAGUGUUUAUUUAGACUUAGUUGGCUAACCCUAGAACGCGCAAGUUGUUUCUAAGUGUCACGCCGAAAAAGUAAAAGUUACAAACAAGCGUUAAUACGGUUGGAAGAUAGUAGGUUAAUAAUAAGUACAAUAUCUAGUUGAUUAUUAAGCCAAAAUAUUUCUCGUUAUCAUGUUAAAUUUAAAAUCAAUCCCUCAACUUUCAAUGUUUGUACUCCAAUGUAGCAGGUAACUAGCGCCAUCUAGGAACUAGAUGAGGAAUAGCAUUUAGUUCAUAUAGACGCCCCUAGGGCAAAGUUAUAUUUUACAUUGUUCCAGUGGCGCAAGCGUCGCGCGGUGGUUUUAAAAUCAAUAUGUUGUAGAUUAGUUCCUAGUUAUACCACCCGCAAAAUUAAGUUGGUAUUAUGUUUUUUUUAUUUAGGUAGAUAUUUUAGAGAGAUCAAGACUGAAAUCAUGAAGUUCUUACGAGUAUUUGGUUACGUUAUUUCAGAGUGAGAGUGUAUUAGCAGAAUAUAUGUGAUUUUUAAGACUUAGUUACAUUGUUUUUCUUUUGUGCAAGAAGGUGCACAUUCUAUUUAAGAUUAGUUUUUUUUGUUGUUUCUUCAUAUACUUUCGUAUUUGUUUAGUUGGCAGGAUUUCAAAAAUAUUGCCUUACCUUUUUAUAUACAUGUAAAAAAACUAUAUUAAAGCAAGUGUUUUUCAUUUGUUAAUAUCAAUUAAUUGUGGUUAAGUACAUCUGUUAUUUAAUAACUUACCCCCUUAUUCAUAAACGUGUCCUAAAGUUACGAUGCCGCUGAUCAUCGUUUGUCCCUUUCCGACGUAUUGGUAUGAUGGAAAGGGACAAACGAUGAUCAGCGGCAUCGUAACUUUAGUACACGUUUAUGAAUAAGGGGGGUAAGUUACUACUUGUAAAUGGUUCAAGAUUAAAUCUAUGGGCUAAAGUAUUUUUCAGAAUAUAUUUAUUACUUGUUAAAACUUAAAAAGUUUUAUGUACAAAGUUGAUUCUUCAUAGGAUUAUUUUUUGUUUAUGUAUUUUGUUUUUAAUAAACGUUUUCGAAUAUAC